Molecule: messenger RNA, 1433 nt
Organism: Microplitis mediator
Lineage: Eukaryota; Metazoa; Arthropoda; Insecta; Hymenoptera; Braconidae
Product: odorant receptor 85b-like
Exons: 7
Coding region: 53-1231 (392 amino acids)
Biological process (GO): sensory perception of smell; detection of chemical stimulus involved in sensory perception of smell
Cellular component (GO): plasma membrane
Molecular function (GO): olfactory receptor activity; odorant binding
Source: RefSeq, a predicted model, not a curated record
UGUCACCAGGAAAUACCCCUCAUUCAAUUGAACUCUCUUAAACCAGCAAGACAUGGAAGAAAAGAAGCGCAUUAAAGAGCUUUUGAAUGAAGGUGUCAAAGUGUACGAUUGGGCAAGAUGGAUAUCUAUGGGCAUCGGUGUCUGGCCUCUUGCGCCAAAUAAUUAUAUUUUUAAUAUAACGUUUUUGUAUUCUACAAUCUUUAUGAUUUUCGAGUACAUUGAUAUUUUUUUCCAUAUCCAUGAUAUCGCGGCUAUUAUGGAUAAUCUAUCUGAGAAUGUUCCAUUUACUGUUGCUUAUGCGUAUACAUUAUUUUUACGAGUCGAGAGAAAGAAAUUAAGUUUAAUAUUUAAUGAAUUUUUGUCGGAUUAUACCAGAGACGACGCGUUUAAAAAUUUAAAUGAAGUUGAAACAUUUAAGAUUUACAGUGACAAUGCUAACUUUUUUGUUAAAAAUAUUAUUGGCUCUGCUUUCUCUUCAGGAAUUAUUUGGUUAUUUUAUCCAAUGACUAAAUUUAAUAAUUUAGAUUUUGAGAAUAAAACGUCGAUUAUUUUACCAUAUCGUGCCUACAUUUUUCAUGAAAUAAAUGACUUGAGAAUUUAUGCAUUAACUUAUGCUUGCGAAAGUCCAUUUGCUGCUCUUGUUUGUUUCGGUAUGAUAAGUUUUAAUAUAUUUUUAAUUAUUUUCGUUUUCCAUCUAAGUGGUAGGCUGGCUAUUUUGGCAAUGAGAAUAGACAAAUUUCAAAUUGAAGAAAUGGAAUAUCGAGAUAAGUUGAAUGUUAUUGUCGAGAAUAUUAAAUUAAUAAAAUUGGGGCAUCAAAUUGCAGAUAUAUUUUCUACACCAUUAUUAGUAUUUUUUGUGUUAAUAAAUUUUUCAUUGUGUGUUCUUGGAUACCAAAUAUUAGUAAUUUUAAUAACAGGACUUAAUGCAGAGAUAAUGCAAUACAUUAUUCUUUUAUGUACGGCGUACGUUUUGUUGUUUGUUAUUUGUUUUAAUAGCGAACUUCUUUCCGAUGAGAAAAAUAAAGUUUACCAAGCAUUUUGUAACUGUAGCUGGUAUAAUAUGCCUCCGAGUUAUAUCAAAGAUAUAACUUUUUGUUUAGCGCAUUUACAAAAUCCGCUUGUUUUGAAGGCUGGUAAAUUUUCAACUUUCAGUUAUGUGACAAUGACAAGCAUAACAAAAACUGCAUUUGGAUAUUUUUCAGUGCUGAAAAAUUUUUUAGUUCGUAAUUAAUUUGUUACGAGAAUAUAAUUGUUAGAUAAAAUGUACAGCGAAUUGUUAAUAGAUAGUAUAUAAUUGAAAUAAAUUAAAUAGAACAUAACUGACAAGAUAAAAAAGUAAAAGAAAGUCCCUAUGAUUUAAUCACUAGAUUAUCAAGAUACACGGUCGCAUCUCGCGCCAAGUAUGCAUCGAACAGUGUUAGAAAUCGAAGAAU